Molecule: messenger RNA, 363 nt
Organism: Leptinotarsa decemlineata (Colorado potato beetle)
Lineage: Eukaryota; Metazoa; Arthropoda; Insecta; Coleoptera; Chrysomelidae
Gene: Trpm
Product: Transient receptor potential cation channel, subfamily M
Biological process (GO): protein tetramerization; metal ion transport; monoatomic cation transmembrane transport
Cellular component (GO): plasma membrane
Molecular function (GO): monoatomic cation channel activity
Source: RefSeq, a predicted model, not a curated record
UCCCACACAAUCCCUAGUCCUUUCAGAUAUGCUAUUGCCUUUGCGAUAAAAUUUUAUCAAUUAACAAAUAAAUAUAUAAUCGGGUUGUGUGUGUUUGAAUUCGUCUCAGACGUCAGUUUUGGUUUUAUUUCGAAAUGUAGCGUUAGUCGUGUAGUUUUCGACCGAAAUGGCGAUGAGGACAAAUGAGAUCAUGACUCUGUCGCAAAGAAUCGGAGGCAGUUUUCAAGAACUCAACCCUAUAAUCUUAUGGAGCAAGCUGAGAAAAAAAGACAAAGACGAGGCUCCAACAAGGAGUUGGAUAGAAGCAACUUUCCACAAACGAGAGUGCUCCAGGUACAUUCGCCAUACGAAGGAUCAAUCGAG